AGGAAUUGGCUGCCGCAACUGUUUCCAUCUUUCACCUGCUGUUAUCGCCUUAACUUUCUUUUCUUUUCUUUGCCUUUUUAUUUUACUUUUUUCCCCAUAAGAUAACGAUUUAUUUCUCCUAAUCCACUUCAACAACACCAUUAAUCUCACCACCGAUGGUGCCCGCUCCGAUUGUCCUCCUUUAGACUCUACACUUCAGGAACUUCUUGCGAUCGGCUUGCGAUAGCGCCGCAUUAACCUCCCGAACCAGCUCAACACUGUCCCAUUGUCAGCUCUUCAUAUCUGACUUCGCUGAAUAGCACACAAUGGUUGGGAAGAAAUCUGGAAAGGCUCUCCUUCGAGAUGAGGGCCUUGAGAGAACGGACAACAAUAUGGAAUUGUCGAGCUGGCCUCAGGUCCCACCCAUCAACCAAAAGAACUAUUAUACCGACUAUCUUAAGAGAGAUGACCAGUAUCUGGCAUUUCGAUUACAAAAUGAGGAGGCACGGAACCGUAUGACCAAAACAGCCAAAGACCGGGAUCGUGCCCUAGCUAUGGCAAAAGCAAACGACCUCGGUAUCCCAGAGGCCGAUGCGGACGAUGGCGACACCAAUAUGGAUGAUGGGGAGGAGAGUACAACAGAAGCUCUUGGGUCGAAGGUCAUUGUUAUACAUGUCGGCAGCCAGAACCUGCGAAUCGGUCUUUCCAGUGAUGCAUUACCGAAAACCGUUCCGAUGGUGAUUGCGCGCAAGUCUACAACCAGCGAAAGUGAGGACCGCGAAGAGCCUUGCCCGAAACGAUUGAAGACCGAUGAUGGCUUCGAGUUGGAGCCGGAGAAAAUGUUUGGUCCAGAGUUCUCCUCACAAUACACCACGAUGGCGGCAGAGCUCAAAGCGCAUAUGCGACAAAAUAAACGCAGAACGCUCCCCAACUCCAAGGAAAUGGUUAUCAACUACAACCGAAGGACCGUGCCAGAUACCAUUUCGGAGCACAAUGACCCAAUGCGGAUAGACUGGACGGAGCUCCCGGACCCUGCACCGGAGUACAUUGUAGGCCAGCAAGCUUUGAGAAUCCCGGAUGCAUCGAAACCUCGCUAUAAGCUCUACUGGCCAAUGAAAUAUGGUUGGUGUAAUGAAGGGGACUACAACAGCAAAAGACUACUUUUCCUGGACAUCUCGUUGAUUCUCGAAGAUGCAAUCAAGACCCAGCUGGGCAUUACGAGCAAAAAGGAGUGGACACAGUACUCUUGUGUAUUUGUCAUUCCAGAUCUUUACGAGAAGUCUUACGUCACACAAGUCCUCGAAAUGCUCAUGAGGGAGUUUGCAUUUGCUCGCGUCUGCUUCAUUCAGGAAAGCUUGGCUGCCACAUUUGGAGCGGGAUUCACGUCAGCCUGUGUGGUCGAUAUUGGUGCGCAGAAGACUUCGAUAUGCUGUGUGGAAGAAGGAAUGUGUAUAGAAAACUCGCGAGUGAAUCUGAAAUACGGUGGGGCAGAUGUGACAGAAGCAUUCAUCAAAAUGAUGCUGUACGAUCAUUUCCCCUAUGCGGAAAUUGAUCUAUGGCGUCGGUACGACUUUUUGCUAGCCGAGGAGUUGAAGAAGAGCGUUUGCACCAUGAACGAAGCUGGUGUCUCCGUACAGGUAUACGAUUUCCACCUUUGUGUCGCCGGCCAAGAUACCAAAAAGUACACAUUCAAAGCCUAUGAUGAGGUUCAUCUGGCCCCCAUGGGAUACUUCCAGCCAUCAAUCUUUGACAAUUCACAAAAGCUUAAAGGACGAAGGGAAUUGAUAUCCCGGUCGGUGGACAUCUAUGACGGCCAACCAAACGACCCAACCUCUGCGGCGCAGUCAGAAAUCUUGUCAGCCAUCGCCCCUCCUUCCACCAAUAGCCAGGUGAAUGGCGAUGCCCAGUCAAAUGCUUUGGAUGUACAGUCGACCCCGAGCCGCUCUCAUCAAGUCAAUGCCCUGAGCCGUGUACAGGAAGUAGAGGCUACUCCUCGAUCUUCUGUUGCCGGCUCGCCCGUACCAGAGACUCCUCAAGCUGGGGGUGCUGGAACACCUAUGGCUGGGGGACAAGGUCAAAUCACAUCGCAGCCUCGUGCACCGACCGUUGAAGAACGGGAUGAUAUCCUCCCAACAUUCCCACUUGAUAACGCAAUCCUUACAUCUAUUGCGCAUGCUGCUCGGUCUGAUGAACGUAAAAUGCGCGACUUCCUUGGUGGUAUUAUGGUUGUCGGAGGUGGAAGUUUGAUCAACGGUUUUCACUUGUACCUCGAGGAGCGGCUGCAGGCCCUUAGACCAGGAUUUGCCAAAGAGAUCAUGAUUGGCACACCCCCUCGAGAUCUUGAUCCUCAGGUUGUGGUAUGGAAGGGCGCAAGUGUGUUUGGCAAAUUGAGUGGAACCAAUGACAGCUGGAUUGGGCAGUUGGAGUACGACAGGCUCGGUCAUAGGCUAAUGGCUUACAAAUGCAUGUGGUCUUAUUGAUUCAUCGUUUUUCCUUUGAGAUUAUUUGCUAUCAUUAUCUCUUUAUACUCUAUAGGAUGGUAUUACAUUAUGGGAUGCCUUUGUUAGAAGGAUUUGUACUUCAGAUAAUUGGUUAGGCAUGAACCAUUACUUUCUGGAAGAUUUGGACAUUAUCAUCUGUAGAUCAAGU
Messenger RNA from Aspergillus alliaceus, 2628 nucleotides. Its product is annotated as putative chromatin remodeling complex subunit (Arp8). The coding region runs from base 306 to 2459 and encodes 717 amino acids. The transcript is spliced from 4 exons. The record is from RefSeq and is a predicted model, not a curated record. Lineage: Eukaryota; Fungi; Ascomycota; Eurotiomycetes; Eurotiales; Aspergillaceae. Gene Ontology annotation, cellular component: Ino80 complex. Gene Ontology annotation, biological process: double-strand break repair; regulation of DNA-templated transcription.